AUGAUGACACUAUCUCUACUAGACGAAACUGGAGUAAAGAUAGUAAGUUUGACAUUUGAUGGCUGCUCUACUAAUGUAGCUGUAGAUAAGUUUUUAGGAUGUAAUUUAAAUUUAGAUAACUUAGUAAUUACAUUUGUGUAUAGUAAUAAGGAUAUUGAUAUGCCCAUAGAAAUUAUAUUAGAUGCUGUAUAUAUGCUUAAGUUAGUUAUGAAUGGUUUUGAAGAAAAAAAACAGUUAUUAGAUUGUGAAAAUAAAAUAGUUGAUUUUUGA
Molecule: messenger RNA, 270 nt
Organism: Cinara cedri
Lineage: Eukaryota; Metazoa; Arthropoda; Insecta; Hemiptera; Aphididae
Source: the annotation of a GenBank genome assembly